This is a messenger RNA of Exophiala bonariae, 861 nucleotides long. RefSeq lists its product as uncharacterized. Gene Ontology annotation, molecular function: acetylpyruvate hydrolase activity. The coding region runs from base 1 to 861 and encodes 286 amino acids. The record is from RefSeq and is a predicted model, not a curated record. The transcript has 6 exons. NCBI's taxonomy places the organism in Eukaryota, Fungi, Ascomycota, Eurotiomycetes, Chaetothyriales, Herpotrichiellaceae.
AUGAGUGCAUUCGAGCGUUUGAUAAAAUUCAGGGCAAAAGACGAUGGCAAGGUCUACUUCGCCAAUGUCGGAGUAGGACUUCAAAUUGCUGCGGGACUGGGAGUGACUGCGUUCCAAUCACUAGCAGACCUCGAGAGCAAUUCAAGGUCACAAGAAGCCACUCUUCUAGCCCCCGUUCCACACGAAAACGUGCCCAUCUAUUGCGUGGGUCUCAAUUACCGAAGUCAUGCGACCGAAGCAAAGCUCUCAACCCCUUCAUAUCCACCGCUGUGGACAAAGCCCGCAACUGCAUUAGCAAAUCCAAACGAAGACAUCGGCGUAAACCAAUUUUGUGCGUCCAGCUUGCCAGACUAUGAGGGCGAGCUAGUAUUCGUGACAUCACGAGAAUGUAAAAACAUCAGCGUCAAAGAUGCGCCAUCUUACAUUCUCGGCUACACCGUGGGCAAUGAUCUAUCCUGUCGAUUCUUCCAACUGCCGAAAAACAGCGGGGGACAAUUCUUUUUCGCCAAAGCCUUUGACAAAUUCGCACCGAUAGGUCCAGUACUCGUCAGCCCGGAGCAAUACGAGGUUGCGGCGAAAGGAAGGAAACUCACCACGCGUGUGAACGGAUCAGUUGUGCAGAAUGUCGAGAUCGCCAAAGACAUGAUCUUCUCGCCGGCGCAGAUUCUCAGCCACAUGAGUCAAGGAACGACUAUCCCCGCAGGCACAGCCGUGAUGACGGGAACACCUGCAGGAGUGGGCGCUUUCCGAAGUCCCAAGAGUUUUCUGAAAGAUGGAGAUGUAGUCGAGGUUGAGAUUGGUGGAAUUGGUGUAUUGAAGAACACUAUGCGCUUUCAAGGUGGUGGGUCCGCCCGUAUCUAA